AUGUCAUCCUCAGUAAGUUCCGAAAAAUAUAUCAAUUCAGAAGAUAGCACGACACUUGCACCCGUGCAAGUCGCAGGUGAGGGCGACGAGUUCAUAAUCUUGGGAAACAAGAGAUACUAUCGUCAUGAGCUUAUGACAGCAUUUGGGGGAAGGUUGAUGCCCGAUAGGUACUCCACGUACCCAAAACACCAAUUCGGGAAUGCGGCAGCUUUGGGUCUCGCUUCAUUCGCAUUGACCACUUUCGUUUUGGGAUUGUACCUAGCCGGAGCUCAAGGUAUUACGGAGCCAAACGUUGCGGUUGGAUUGUGCUUCUUCUAUGGUGGAUUUGUCGAAGCAUUUGCUGGAAUCUGGGAGCUUAUUAUAGGUAAUUGCUUCGCCGGCACGGUCUUGGUGAGUUUUGGAAUGGGAUUCUGGCUCAGUUUCGGAGCUAUCAACGUUGAAGCCUUUGGGAUCGCUGCGGCAUAUGGUGAUGACGUCGAGCAGCUUAACAGUAGCAUCGGAUUUUACCUCAUUGGAUGGGGCAUCUUCUGCUUCAUGAUGCUCAUGUGCACCCUCAAGUCCACUUUGAUCUUCAUGUCCUUGUUCUUGACCUUGGACAUCGCAUUUUUCGUUUUGGCUGCUCACUAUCUCACAGGAAGUGCCAGCUGUUUGAAAGCAGGAGGCAUACUCUGUGUUAUACUGGCUUGUUGUGGAUGGUAUUGUGCUUUCGCUGGAGUCGCCAACAAACAAAACUCAUACUUUUUGCCUAACGCCAUUGCGCUCCCUGUCAUUGGCAAAUAA
This is a messenger RNA of Candidozyma duobushaemuli, 780 nucleotides long. Its product is annotated as acetate uptake transporter family protein. Bases 1 to 780 code for a protein of 259 amino acids. The record is from RefSeq and is a predicted model, not a curated record. The transcript has a single exon. Lineage: Eukaryota; Fungi; Ascomycota; Pichiomycetes; Serinales; Metschnikowiaceae. Gene Ontology annotation, cellular component: plasma membrane. Gene Ontology annotation, molecular function: acetate transmembrane transporter activity.